Molecule: messenger RNA, 237 nt
Organism: Meloidogyne enterolobii
Lineage: Eukaryota; Metazoa; Nematoda; Chromadorea; Rhabditida; Meloidogynidae
Source: the annotation of a GenBank genome assembly
AUGUACAUUUAUUUGCACAUCUUGUCUAUCAUUCUAUUUUUUAUCUUUGAUAUAUCCAAUUUAAUAAUAUCAAUUAUUGAAUAUCCUAAUUGGCCAGUGACAGGAUACAUUGGCGAUUUACUCAUUAGCGUGCCAUCACCUUUUAAUACCUCUAUUGUUUUGCUCAUACCUCUAAUGGGUUCAGCUUUGGCUCAUAUAAUUGUGGGAUUAUUAGCUAAAUAUAAAGGAGGCAAGUGA